AUGACUCUCCAUCUCGCCCUCGCCCGUCAAGCCAACACUUGCACCGGCAGCAAGCAAUGGUAUGUUUGCUCCAAGGGCAACUUCCGUGGCUGUUGCUCAGUCGAUCCGUGCAAUACGGGUGUAUGCCCGGAUCAAGAAGAGCAGACUACAUCGUCGACGUCGACUACUUCAACCACCUCGAAAACGGCCUCGACUACAACGGCGACCUCGCCAACGACAGCUAUCACCACUGCACCGUCUACAAGCUCGCAGGGAGACAUCCCAGGGAUCAUUCCGACUCGGACUACGACUCAGGCUGUUGCGCCGGCGACAGAUACUGAUGCUGCGGAUGCGAAUCCUGGCCAUGACCACGGCGCAUUGAUUGGGGGUGUUGUGGGAGGUGUACUGUCUUUGAUACUGCUAGCCGGGCUGUUAUUCCUGGUCUAUCGGUCUCGCAAGAAACGUGGUAAACGGUUCGUUUUGCUGCGCUGGCGUGUCCCUCGCGAGAGCCCUGAGAAAGCGUCGACGGUUGCAAGCGGUAGGGGGAUUGCGUCAGGGAACGAGGGACGAUUACUUGAUGUACCAAACAGCAACAUACCAUCCCACGCAGUCGUCAACCAAGCCCUAACGGUCCCCGGCUCAGACCGAACUUCCGCAACCUCGAACACCAUAAGCCAACCGUCUUACGCGAACAUAAACACAAGUAAAGUCUCAGCAACGGCUCAGACAACCCACCAUAGCUCCGUAUCCUCGAUACCACCAGCAUCAUCCACACCAAGCCACCCCUCCCCCGAUGUCAACCUCAACCUCAGCACAAACACAAGCACAAGCCCAGCACCACCCCCAGACAGAGCAGACACCACCCCCGAACUCUUCGACACAGGCUUCUACCGCCAACGCGCCGAGCUAGCAGCCUACUCCCAAAGCGAACUAAUCAACAUCCCUCCCGAGCGCCGGCAGAUGCAGGUGCCCCCCGCGCAGCAUACCAAUUCCGAGAUAGACCAGCCAGCUCAGCCGCAGCUGCCGUCCAUCAUCACGUCGGACGGGGUGAUCCUGGGCGCGAACUUUGAUUAUAGGGUUCCGGGGGAUGACCCGUAUCCCGGUUCUGGGGAGGGGAUCGGUCAUGUGCUUAGUUUUAUGCAGUUUGAGGAGGGAGGGGGGUUAGAGCGGAGGGAGGAGUGGAGGAAGAGUUUUGAGAGUGGGACCGGGGUGUGA
This is a messenger RNA of Aspergillus novofumigatus IBT 16806, 1194 nucleotides long. RefSeq lists its product as uncharacterized. The record is from RefSeq and is a predicted model, not a curated record. The transcript is spliced from 2 exons. Bases 1 to 1194 code for a protein of 397 amino acids. Lineage: Eukaryota; Fungi; Ascomycota; Eurotiomycetes; Eurotiales; Aspergillaceae.